Carassius auratus (goldfish) is the source of this 5465-nucleotide messenger RNA. Its product is annotated as ski oncogene-like. The record is from RefSeq and is a predicted model, not a curated record. Gene Ontology annotation, biological process: negative regulation of transforming growth factor beta receptor signaling pathway; negative regulation of BMP signaling pathway; negative regulation of transcription by RNA polymerase II. Gene Ontology annotation, cellular component: nucleus; cytoplasm; transcription regulator complex. Gene Ontology annotation, molecular function: RNA polymerase II cis-regulatory region sequence-specific DNA binding; SMAD binding; DNA-binding transcription factor activity, RNA polymerase II-specific. NCBI's taxonomy places the organism in Eukaryota, Metazoa, Chordata, Actinopteri, Cypriniformes, Cyprinidae. Bases 429 to 2609 code for a protein of 726 amino acids. The transcript has 7 exons.
AGAGACUCAGUCAUACUGAACUGCAGGGGCAGAGGAGCGGAGGAGACGCGCCGUCCGGCUGCAGCGAUCUCUACUCAAAGGGAAAAUACGGAUUUAAAGUUGGCGGGUUGUCUAUUUGAUUCCUGAAUUUGACGUGGGACAAGUUCGGCUCCCCCGUGGGAUAGUUUUACUGCAUAUUGCUGGCUUUUGCUUGUGUUAAACUUGAGUUUUUUUCUGUACGCGUCUGUCCGUGGAUAUGGACAGGAGAAAGCCCGCUGCAGGGGAAGAAGACACGCCGGUGGAAACCUUCGUCUGAGUGGGGAUUUGAUGAAGCCCUAUCUGCCUUCUUGUGCUUGUUUUUUCACAUACUUGGAUUUAGAGACGCGGAACCCUUUGAGUCGUAUUUCUCUCCAGACGCUCGGUUUCAACGACAACGCGAUUCUUGAAACAUGGAAACAGUAGCGCGACAGAGUUUCCAGCCUCACCCGGGACUGCAACAAACUCUCAAACAGUUUCACCUGAGCUCCAUGAGCUCUCUCGGAGGACCGGCCGCUUUCUCGGCCAGAUGGCAACACGACCUGCUCUUCAAAAAAGACGGCAAAGACGUCCCGGAGCCUGUGCUGCACCUCCCCCCCAUGCAGCCUCCUCCCGUGAUGCCCGGGCCGCUCUUCAUCCCGUCCGACCGCUCCACCGAGAGGUGCGAGACGGUCCUGGAGGGCGAGACUAUCUCGUGCUUCGUAGUGGGCGGCGAGAAGCGCCUGUGCCUGCCGCAGAUCCUUAACACGGUGCUGCGGGAUUUCUCGCUCCAGCAGAUCAACUCGGUGUGCGAUGACCUGCACAUCUACUGCUCGCGCUGCACCGCCGACCAGCUGGAGAUCCUGAAGGUGAUGGGCAUCCUGCCGUUCUCCGCGCCCUCCUGCGGACUCAUCACCAAGACAGACUCGGAGCGCCUGUGCAACGCGCUCAUCUACGGGGGGACGUACCCGCCGCACUCCAAGAAGGAGCUGUACGGCUCCAUCGAGCUGGAACUCACCGAGAAGAGCUUCAAGAUCUAUCACGAGUGCUUCGGGAAGUGUAAGGGGCUGCUGGUCCCGGAGCUCUACACGAGUCCCAACGCUCCCUGCAUCCAGUGCAUGGACUGCAGACUUAUGUACCCGACCCAGAAAUUCGUGGUUCACAGUCACAAAUCGCUGGAGAACAGGACUUGCCAUUGGGGCUUUGACUCGGCCAACUGGAGGGCGUAUGUCCUCCUGAGUCCGGAUUACACGGGGAAAGAGGAGAAAGCGCGUCUGGAGCAGCUCCUGGAUGACAUGAAGGAGAAAUUUGACUUCGCCAAUAAAUACAAGCGGAAAGCAUCACGGGCGUCUGAUCCCAUUCCUGCCAAGAAGUCUAAACAUGAUGACUUUCCAGCACAGUCGCCCUCAGGAGACAAAGACAAGCAACCUGAUUGGCUACGAUCCCUCUCUGCAUCAGCCAAUAAGGGGCUCAACUGCAUCCAGCCCAGACAGAGACCGUCUGCCUUCAGGCCAUGGUCUCCAAACAUCUCUGUUGGCGAUAAGGAGGGAGGCAGCAGACCUACUAGCAUGUUACGCGACAGCUUCUACAACUACAAGAGCCUGGAGAGCGCCGUGGCCCCCAACGUAGCUCUGACACCCCUCCAGAAAGGAGGGCAAGCCUCACCUACCGCACCCAGCAGCUCACACCCACAUGGGGGGGAAAGCGAAGGUGCCAGCAGGGGGAGGAAGAGAAGGUUGACAUGUGAGACCCACCCUAGCCCACAGCCCUGCCCCUCGGCCACUGCCAGCAAACCCCUGCCACCCUCUCAGGAGGAGCGAGACUCAGAUGUGGAGGUGGAAGUGGAGAGCCGUGAGGAAUUCAACUCAUCGCUUUCCUCACUCUCCUCCCCAUCUUUUACAUCCUCGAGCUCUGCUAAGGACUUGAGUUCUCCCUCUGGCCCCGGAGCCACCUUACCAGCAGUUCUGACGCCAGCCGGCGGGCCCCCAGAAGGUCCUCUGGUGUCUGGGGGGGAGGGACAUGCCAUGACGAACCUGGAGUCAGAGCUGGAGACUCUGAGGCAGGCUCUUGACAAUGGCCUGGACUCAAAAGAGUCGAAGGAAAAGUUUCUACACGAGAUAGUAAAGAUGAGGGUAAAACAGGAAGAGAAGCUGGGAUCUGCCUUACAGGCCAAACGGAACCUCCAGCAGGAGUUGGAGUUUCUCCGUGUUGCUAAGAAGGAGAAGCUCCGCGAAGCAACCGAGGCGAAGAGGAACCUGCGCAAGGAAAUUGAGCGUCUGCGUGCUGAAAGCGAGAGGAAAAUGAGAGAGGCCAACGAGUCACGCAUUCGGCUAAAGAGAGAGCUGGAGCAGGCCAGACAGCUACGAGUGUGUGACAAGGGCUGUGAGGCCGGCCGUCUGCGAGCCAAGUACUCCGCACAGAUUGAAGACCUGCAAGUAAAGUUGCAGCACGCCGAGGCAGACCGAGAGCAGCUGAGAGCCGAUCUGAUGCAAGAGCGGGAUGCAAGGGAGCACCUGGAGAGAGUGGUCAAGGAGCUACAGGAACAGCUGUGGCCCAAAAGCCCCAGCAAGAAUGGCACAGAUGCACCAUCCCCACCCGCCAAAGACUCCAACUAAUCCUCUAUUUCUUGACUCCGCCCAAUCACACAUCAACACCGUCCUGAUUGACAGCACCAACCGCCCAAUCAUGUCAACUAGCACGCGGGUGAACUCCCACCCACCUGCCUCUUAGCCAGCGCAAAUCCGGAGGUAUCCUGAACAGUUUUUGAUGAAAUUUAGAGACAUUUUUGAAAAAGGUUUACUUUGAGAGCACUGAAAUGCACCUCGCCUCCAACCAGAUGUAAAAAAGAAGAGAAAAAAAUGCAAGUCCAUUCGGAAAGAAGCCGAUAGCACAACAGCUAACUGUGCCUGAAACUGAACACAUUUUGAAACUAAGACUUUUCUACGACAAAACAAUUGGUAAUAAUGAUGAAAAAUUUUACACAGCAAUUUUUAAGCAUGCUGUCCGGUCCACGUUGUUAUUGAAGAGACAAGGACUCAUCAUCAUCCCAUCAGAAAUUCCUGUCAUUUCCUAUCUCGUUUUAAGGAACUAAGACGAAAAUCACUUUGUAAUAAGCUAUUUAAGAGACUUGUUAGUGAGCGUGUAUGAGAUAAAAACUUCAGUGACUUAUCAAAGCCUCAGAUUUACCCCCUUUUACUUGUACAUACAUGUUAUGCUAGUUAAAAGAAGCCAUGGAGACAAAUGGUUACACACACUUGUAUCUUUAACAAUGGGAAAGAGAUACUGGUCAGGAGAGCGUUGAAGGGCUUUGGAGAGCUAGAGGUGGAGAAGUUCAGCGCUGUUGAAAGGGAGAGAUAUUUGUAUUCAAGUAAGUGUUAUGAUCAAGCCAGAGCACUUUCUUUUAAUGGCAAACAAAUGCUCCCCUCGCAAGCUGUGGUGUGAAACGCCACGAGUGCGUUUGAGGGUCAAAACCUUAAGAUCGUGGUCAGUGUGGUAUCGGGGGUUUGUGGCUCCUACGGUCUGCGAGGGUUUGGAUUUCUUCUCAUCACACACGCGUACAGAGCUUCUCCGUGGGCUGAGAUGCUGACAACCGGCCCGGCUCACGAACGUGGGCGGCCGUUUUUGAGAAUAAACGAAAAGCAUAAAAAAUGCAUCUUCUAGGGCAGGAGGUGGCAUGUGAUCAAGAACCACAAAUUGUUCUUUUUAAGUAAAUUAUAAUAUGUAAAUAUAAAAAUGUUUCUUUUUUCUUUAAGCUUUGUUUUUUUACUUUACAAUAAUGAAUCGCACUUUGUCAUUACAAAAUACUGUUUAAAUGCAUUACGCUCCCACACAUUUAUCUCAGAGAGUUUUUAGUAUUCCUAAAUAUAAAAUUUAAAUAAACAUUUUGUUAAUUAUAUGCCGUUUUAAUAAAUGCAAUGUAAUUAUGUGUUUAAGACAAAAUAUUGUAUAUAAAACCGCAAGAAUGAGAAGAAAAAAAAAGGUUCUACAUGCUUGCUUGCUGAAGUGUGAACGGCUCAAACAUCCAUUCCCUCAAUCGAACUUUAAUUCAACAUUUAUCAUAGUUAUCUAUAUAUGAUUAUAAUCGUUGCUAAAGUGUUACUGUUACUGUCCUGAAUUCCUACAGGUUUUGAACAGUUCCCAAUCAGAUUUAAAACCGUUUGGAAUGAAAAGGGCACACAAACUGUCAUGCAUUGGUAAAAGGGAGUCUAAAAAUCAAUGCAGGUGCUCCUCUCGGCUGUGAGCAAGAGUGUAUUACAGUGUACAAAAGGAGAAGAGGAUGGCUGACGAACGAAAGAACGUCUAGAUGGUUUAAUAAAUACAUCUUUAAAUGCUCACACAAUUAGCUGAAAAAGAUUUUGUUGAAAAUACAUAUAUUUUAUAAGUGAUUUAUAUACAUUGGGUACAAUGCAAUCAGAAUGUAUGUUACGUUUUGGCUCUUUUCAUUUUGUUGUUGUUGUUAUAGCGGAUGUUUUUUCAGAUUAUGUGAAUAUUUUAUUGCUUAUGUUCCUUCUUUUAAUAGCAAGCUUAUGUCAUUUCUUUAAUAUGCAUGGAAUUUAAAAGAAAAAGAUAAAAGUCUGCCAUUCGUAUAUUCAUUAUGGGGCAUUAAAACUAUAUGUAAGUUGUUUUAUUGUUAUGCAAUAUAAAGCAAUUUUAAUCUUGUUUUUAACUACAAAGGAAAACAAAACCUCUUAACAAUAUAUUUCAGCUCCUAACAAUCAUAAACGCAACAUUAACGGCAUUACUCUUGGGCUAAAUACAAAUCUUAUGUGCAUAUGCAAUGCUGGAGACCCUCAAGUGCCUGUGUUUGGGCCCUUGGGGUUCCAGAAGAGGAACAAUUAUUGAGCCCGUUUCCACGGUGGCCGACUGUAAGGUGCAUUGAACUGCUCCAGACAGCGGUCAGAUGGUGAGAGCGGGACGUCCCAUUUGCACUGUCAUUUGGGGGAGCCUCUUUGGCUCGCCCCAUUUUGCCAGAAUGAACUUGACUAUCAUUGCUUAAGAGCAAGCCACAGCUUAUUUGAUAGGGUUUAAUGCCAGUCUUUCAGUAUUCCUUUGUUUGUUUUUUGUUUUCUAUAAUUAAAUACAGGAAAAAUGCAUAGCAGAGUUUAAUGCUCCAAUUGCCACCGUUAAAGAAAAAAUUUAAAUCUUAUACUAAGAUAGCUUUUAAAUGUACAUCGGAAAUAAAUAAACUCUUUUCUUUCUUCUUUUUUUAAGGAUUCAAACAUAUAUUUAAGAGGUUACUUUUGCUAUAAAUGUAAAAAGAGCCUUUGAAAUGAUAUGAUAUGCUCUGACCUGACCAUUGCAGGCUACAGCGAAGAUACUAAACGGGGGUCUAUAGGAAGCUCAGUGUCUUAACAGUAGCAAGGGGCUGUGCGUUUUUACAGACCAAAAAAUAAAAAGAAAUAAUAAUAUUUCCGAUGAGUUUUGUAGUUGUUUUUACACGCAAAUUGAUAUGUGUAGUUGACUUUGUUUGC